UGUAAUCCCAAACCCGUGUGGCCCGUGCAGAAGGCCGGGGGUAGGGCCGAGCAACUGGAGCAAGGCAAAUGAAGCAGGAAAAAUAGCAAAAGAAUCACAAACAGCCCUGUUUUGAGGACUGUAAUUCCGCCUGUCUCUCUUCAUCCCUCCUUUCUUUGAUGUCUCCUCUCCGGAGUGACGGUUCAGAUGAGGAGAUAAAGUUAUGGAAGACCAUGUGAAACAGCGAGGAAGACUAUCUGCAGCGUGCAAUCGACUCUUCUUGAUGCAAGGAAAAGAGUAAAACUGUGAACACGCCAGUCUACGCUACUGGGACAUCUGAGUCAACGCCUGGCUCUGACAUGGGUUACAUGCUCCAUAAGUGACUACGAAUAAAGGCUCGUCCAGAACCAGCACACACCCGGGCCGAGCUUUCACACAGACAACGGUAGCAGUCAUGUCCCUCUCUACGGUGCUAGCAAAGGCGUUGUAUGAUAAUGCAGCUGAGAGUCCGGAGGAGCUGGCUUUCCGGAAAGGCGACAUCUUGAUGGUGCUGGAGCAGGAGCAAGAUGGCGGGCCGGGCUGGUGGCUCUGCUCCCUCCACGGGCGCCAAGGCAUCGCCCCUGCUAACCGCUUACGACUCCUUCAGACAGCGCCGGAUGCCCGUCGUACUCCCAGUGUGGACUCGGUUUAUCUCUCUCCCAUUCAGCAGGGACAUGUUAAUGGGCACUGCAUAGAAGAUGGUGAUGGAGUGUAUCUCUCUCCUCCGAGCAUGGCUGAAGGGGUGUACCAGAGUCCUGGAGGGGCUUCAGGACCAGGCAGUCGCCCACGCUCCCAUUCCAGCUCUGGUGCCAGGCCACGGCCAGAAUGGACAGAUAUUGGAGUUGAAGGUCGUCCGCGCUCGCCUUCUCUCAGAGGACGGGCAGGAGAAGUGGGUUCAGUGUAUCAGACCCCUGCCACAAUGGCACCACAAGGGGCACAGUACAGAUCUCAGGGUGCCUCGGAGUCAGUGUACCUGUCACCCACUGCUGUGCCCAGAUCUACAGUUGAAUCAGGGGGUGAGGCUGCUUAUCUGAGCCCAAGAGAGUCGAGUAUCACAGGCCAUUCAGACGCCUGCUAUUUGGUUCCUCGGCCAACCGUGGCAGCUUUACCUGGUGAGGAAUUUUAUCAGACUCCUGUGAACACUGCUCCAGUACCAGUGCUUCAGGAUGGGGUAGCCAACCAAGCUAAAGCAGGUCAAGAACUUCCAGGAAUGUACCAAACUCCAAGUGCACCAGGGAUAUCCAUGACAAGGACUCCACAAGCCGAGCGCAAGCUGUCUGCUGGAUCGAACGUGGUAUCAGCUGCCUCAGGACAAACUCUAAACACACCCCCUACAAGCAGGUCAUCUGGCAGACCGCAGGGUCAGUGUGCCACUCCCCCGGUGGGUCGUGGAAAAACGUCACAGAUUACAGUGAAGGGGUCCCCUCUUCUCAUGCGAAGUGGGAAAUCCGGGCUGCCAGGGUCUCCUAACUUCGGCCGAAAGCCUCCUCCACCAGCGCCACCGGUAAGAAGCGUGACCCGGAAGGAUUUACCUCAGGGUCAGGCACCAUCACCAGCCGCAAAACCCACUAUGCAGACAGGUCCUUACGCAGAGACUGCUAAAGCAGAGAAACAAAGACAGACGAAUAAAGAUGGAGGGAAGAAAAAGGACAUGCAGAUAAUGAAGAAAGAGUGUGAUGAUGGAAAACAAAAUGAUCAGGUGUAUGACACUCCUCCUACAAACAGAUGGCAACAGCCAGUUCCUGCCGUAUCUGCUGAGGAGAACGAGAGCAUCUAUAACACCCCCCGUGCCGUCCCCGUACACACCGAACAGGGAUCAGAGAUUUAUGACGUUCCCACCCGUGCCCUCAGUCCACACUCAGACCUUCAGCAACAGACCUACAACGUCCUGGCAUCACUUCCUCUGAGCGAAGACAUAGAAGAAGACGUGUACAGUGUUCCAAGUCUUCCGGGUCUGCCUUUAGACUCCGCUGAAAUGCCAGGAUCAGCAGGUGAAGCAAGCAGAAACGCUGAGGUUUACGCCGUCCCUAGUCCUGGAAAGUCAGAAUUGGUGUCUGAGGAUGUCUCCGAAGCAGACGGUGGCAUUUACGACAUGCCCGCUCUCACAUUAGACAUUCCUGCGUGCCGUCUUUCCGCAUCCAGCACCGGGUCAGGUGACAUCCAGUGGAAAAGCCCUCUCUCGGCUCUCGUCCAAUCAGCUCUAAGCUCCACCUCGGUCGCUACCACACCUUCCCGGGACCUGGCUGCGUCGCUGGCUGAGAUCUUGUCAGUGUGGAAAGCCGGACACUCUGGCGAAGUCCCGCCUUCUCUUCAGCAGGCAUGGUCUCGUCUUGCAGACCUCCUUCCCGCCCUCUCGGUGUGCGGUCCCUCCCCUCCGGCUGAUGGUCUGCUCACGAUGGUCCACCGAGCUCUCGAAGACACCGUCACCCUUUUGCAGAGUCAAACAAGACCCCGUCUGCCCUCUCAGGAGUCUCUCUCACGGAGGCCACUUCCUGCGUUGCCGGUUGCUGAGGUCAAACCCAUGGCAGGAGGAAUGGGAUCUCGCAAGGGCAGCUGGAUCCAAGAGCGCCCGCUCCCCCCUCCUCCUGUUCCUGCUUUUCCGUUGCCCCCAGCACCUGCGUCUCUUCCCGUUACUGGACAGAUGAGUGAAGAUGAGCAAGGGAAUGAGUAUGCAGGGAUCGGGUUAACUCCUGCACCUCCAUUGUACCCUGCAGGAGACAGUGUAGGAUACGUCAAGCUGCAGGGAAAGCCCGAGCCGCCUCCUGACUCACAGGUUGAAACUGGCACUUCACAGGUCAUCCCUACAAAUGAUACCAGAUUGAGUCCCUCUCCUCCUCUUCCCGUCUCUCUGUCUCUCGAGGACUCCGAGCUUCUGUCCUUCUACUCAUCCCAAAGCCUGUCUCACCUCUCCUGCCUGGCUGACGCCAUCGACUCCCUGUUCAGUAGCGUUCAGGGAAAUCAGCCGCCGCGGAUCUUUGUUUCCAGGGGAAAGAGUCUCAUCGUGACGGCGCAUAAGCUCGUUUUUAUUGGAGACACGCUUGCUCGUCUCCUCAGCUCUACUGACCUCAGGGCAAAGGUCACCACCUCCAGUGGACGUCUCUGUCAGGCCCUGAAGUCUGUUGUCGUUGCCACCAAAGAUGCAGCUCAGAAUUACCCAUCAGUCCAGGCUACACAGGAAAUGGUGGACAGAGUGGCUGAGCUAUCCCAGCAUGCUGCUGGUUUCUCUGGGCUCCUUCAGCGACUAGCAGAAAUAUCUUGAUGUCUUCGGUCUUUUUUUUUUUUUUCAUGACAAUGCCUUAUUUGUAGUACAUUUAUUAUUACACUUUGUUUCAUUUAUAUGCAGAAAAGUUUCAUGAUUGUGUUUGAUUCAUCGCACUGGUACUCGGUGAUUUGAUGGUGAAGUGUUGAACUGUGCCUCGAGAUGGUGUGUGUGUGUGUGUGUGUGUGUGUGUGUGUGUGUGUGUGUGUGUGUGUGUGUGUGUGUGUGUGUAAAAGUGGGAAUGUACUGGUUUGUGAUUUGUUUAUCUUUUUUUGUGCCUAGCACACGUCAUUGUGUCUUAAUAACUUAUUGAUGGGUGCUCAUUUUGGUGUGAGGACGUGUGUUGCACGCUUUGUAGUGGUUUCAUUUUUGUAUUGGUUUGCUGCAGUGGUCCAUUGUACUGCCAGAAGGGUAACUCUUUAGGUAUGCCAUUGUUUUUUACAUUUAAAAAAAAAGGUUACUGUGGAUUUUUUUUUUUAAUGCAUAGCCUCAGUUUCACCUGCUUCAGUUUACGCCUUAAAUCUCAUGUUGCACGUCACACAAGCGCUUUCAUAAUCAAUUCAUAUUGAGUACUGGUUAGAACACGUGUUCAUGCAGAGAGCCAAGAAAGAACUCAUGUUUUAUUUUAAAGGGAGAUGGGUGGCCCUCAUAAAGCAGGGAUUGUUUUUUUCUGUAAUCAUUUGUAAUUUUGUCCUUUCCCACGACGGUGACUAAGUCUGAAACCUGUUCCUCGGGUUUUGCUCUUUCUUUCCUGUCUAUUUCUCGUAACCUUCCAUUUUUUUUUUUUUAUCCCCAUUUUCUCUCAUUUUACCUCCUUAAGAACCAGUUCUGCAUGUAAAGACAAAAGCAUGUCCGUGAAUGAAUGCAGUUCUGGGAAAAUACUCUCCACUAUAUUAAACAAUAAACUAUAAAUUAAAAAAA
Messenger RNA from Neoarius graeffei (lesser salmon catfish), 4198 nucleotides. It is a transcript of the gene efs, whose product is annotated as embryonal Fyn-associated substrate. The coding region runs from base 434 to 3277 and encodes 947 amino acids. Gene Ontology annotation, cellular component: cytoplasm; plasma membrane. Lineage: Eukaryota; Metazoa; Chordata; Actinopteri; Siluriformes; Ariidae. Gene Ontology annotation, molecular function: protein binding. The record is from RefSeq and is a predicted model, not a curated record. The transcript is spliced from 8 exons. Gene Ontology annotation, biological process: cell surface receptor protein tyrosine kinase signaling pathway; cell migration.